Molecule: messenger RNA, 912 nt
Organism: Peniophora sp. CBMAI 1063
Lineage: Eukaryota; Fungi; Basidiomycota; Agaricomycetes; Russulales; Peniophoraceae
Source: the annotation of a GenBank genome assembly
AUGGUCGCCCUCGUUGCCCUCGCCGUCGCGCUCAUCCCGCAUGCGCUCGCUAUCUCCGUUCCAGCCAAGCGUCAAUCGAUCACGCCCUUAUCUACGGCUCAAAUUGACGCUUUCACCCCGUACUCGAACUUCGCCGCCGCGGCGUAUUGCACCGCGGCUCAGACAGCGGAUUGGGAUUGUGGACCACUUUGCGACGCAAACUCGGGCUUCGUAGUCCAAGCAUCCGGUGGGGAUGGCGAUGGUACCCAAUUCUGGUAUGUUGGCUACGACCCCUCUCUCAAGCAGGUCAUCGUCGCGCACCAAGGGACCGAUCCAGACCAAAUCAUGUCCGACCUGACCGACGCGAACAUCAUUCGUGGAAAGCUGGACUCGACUCUCUUCCCUGGCAUUUCAUCUUCCAUCACUGUGCAUGAGGGUUUCAGGAAUGAGCAGGCGAAGACUGCCUCCAGUGUUCUUGCCGCAGUAAAGGCAUCGAUGUCUGCGCAUGCUACCAGUUCUGUGACCAUUGUCGGCCAUUCGCUCGGCGCUGCUAUCUCACUGCUUGACUCCGUCUACCUGUCCCUCAACUUGGGUUCAAGUGUUACCAUCAAGUUCAUCGGCUACGGUCUUCCUCGGGUCGGAAAUCAGGACUUCGCCGACUACCUGGAUGCGAACAUCGAUGUCACCCACAUAAACAACAAGGAAGAUCUUGUUCCCAUUCUCCCCGGGAUGUUCCUUGGUUAUCACCACCCUUCUGGGGAGAUCCACAUUUUGGACUCCGGUGCUUGGGAUUCGUGUCCUGGGCAAGAUAACGAAUCGGACUCGUGUACCACUGGAGACGUUCCGAGUAUCUUCCAAGGCGAUGAGGAUGAUCACGACGGUCCCUACAACGGUGUAUCGAUGGGCACAAUCGCAGCCGACAUGUGCACAUAG